AAGACGUACAAAGUCUACUUGGACAGCAUCAAGGAAAAGGAGCCUUUAGGAACACUGAAGAAAAAGCUGACGCAGAUCAAAUUCGAGGAUGAUUUUGACCAUCCGUGCUUGAACCAAGCCAUGAGCCGCGACACGCUCGAAGUGUGGAUCUGCGGGCCGUGCUUCGACGGCCAAGAGUGCGGCUUUAAAAUCGCGACAGCCAGCAUCACGUGCGAGAAGGACGCAAUGCCCACGAAGGAGGAAUACGCAGAAGUGAAGCUGCACAGCGACGUUUUCUGCGGACGCGACGGCAUUUCGGUCGAGGAAAGCGACGUCCUGCGCAGUGCUCUACCCUUCCUCUCGGGUGACGGCGGUGCGGGCCUGCCCAAAUUGCGCAGCAAGGACGGCAAAACCUAUUCCGGCGUGAUCCAAACGGAUCGCGACGAAGUGACCCCGGCUACGAAGGCACAGAUUCUGGAACAGACCAACCUGCACAAGGGUUUGUCGCCAGAAGGCAUCCCGUACCGUUUGUCGGAUGCUUUCGACCGCUUUCCAGCAGCCUAUGUCGGUCGCAAACGCUUCCAACUGUCUGUGUUAGGCGAUUUCAAUUUCGAGAUGGCUGGUCGCAUAGAGAAUCGCCACAUUCCGGUUCUGCACUACUUUGCGCCGGAUUACCAACUGGAAGUGCCAGUGAAGCACCUUGCCUUCCCGCGGAAGGAUUACUACUCGCACUUCUACUCGCAGAUGAAGGAGAACCAGCGCUGGAACUUCUUGUUCAGCCGCAUUAUCACCCUGUUCUCCAUUCUCGCAGUGAUCUACAUGGGCAAAGCCCAGGCCGCCGUGAGCGCAGGCGCUAGCGAAAUUCAGCACUUGACCGAGCACCAGAAGAAACUCGCGCUUGCAGCUUCGAAGCAUGCCGCCGAGAUGAGCUCGGGAUACUCACAACUGGUCGCACUGCUUGUCGGUACUUUCGUCACUUUCGGCACAGCCGCCUGGCCCGACGUGAACGAAACGUACAAAGAAAAGGAAGAGGAGCGUCUCAACGAGCUGCGCGAUGCUAACAUGAAGGAGAGCAAAAAGCUUUGCGGCUUGGUCGCCAUGUACGACAAACUCAUGUGGUUCUCGCAGAAGCAGCACCGGUACUUCGCGAUCGACGCUGUCUAUGACGGCGCGGCGUUCAUGUAUGCUGCUGAGGUCGCGCUGAUUCUCAUUCUGCUCUUGGGACAUCCAGGAUCCCCGUUUGUGAUCAAGAUCCCAACUUCAUUGGACGCCUGGUUGCUGAUUUUUAUCACUGGCUUCACUCUUGUGCGCCUGAAUGGUGAGUUCCUAUCCACACAGUGGGAACGAGCAAAGAAAAAGAUCGCCGAAGCAGAUGAUCGCCUCUUAGCCGAAUACGAAGAGAAGCUCAAAAUCUACGAAGAAAAGAAGAAACAGGUACCUUUUUUAGCUUCAAAGAUAUCUGUUGUAUCUGUAUGUUCUAGAAAUCACAUCAACUUUCCUUCGAAAUAAUAACAAAUCAUGAAAAAUAUUGCCCUGCGAGAUUCUGUAGUGCUUGGCAUCUCAUUCUACUCGACACUGAUGCUACUUCUUCUAGGUUGGCGACAUGCUGUCUGUCAACAAGUGGAAAGCGAAAAUAGAGGCGCAGAAGGCCAAGUAUCAGGGAAAGAUCGACGCAGUUCAAGAAAAGAUUGAACGCGCGUUCGCGACCGCCGAUAACCUUCGGCAGAUGGCCGAAAAGCGCGCAAAAGCAGCAGAGGAGGAGCUGCGGAGGAAGAAGGAGCAGGGAUUGCUCGACGACGGUGACACGGAUGAAGAAAUGGAGACGGAGAUGGUCGGCAAAGUGAACGAAUCGCCAGCUAAAGCGCCCUUGCUCGAGAAGGGCGGCGCAGUCGAGAUGACGUCGAUGGCUGGGGACACGUCGAAGGCUACGAAAGUGCUUGCAAUGUCUGCGCCCGCACCGCGACGAGUAGGAGACGAAGGCGCGACAAAGGCCGUGAACAAGUCUGCUGGCUUGUCGACGUCAUGCAUUCCACUGACAGCGCGCACGUUCGAGAAGCUGAACGCUACAGAGCGAUCCCACUGGGAGGAAUGGACUGUGAUCGGCAAGGACACAACUGCGCUAUCGGUUUCAGCGCCUGCAGUGGAGUCAAUUGUUGAGGUGACGAAAAAAGGUGAAUUCGUCGUCAUUCCCGGAAAGAAAGCUUCCACCGAGCUGUCGGCCAUCACGGGUCUCAGUCAACAGGGUCCCUGGAGGCAAGCGGGCAAGAUCUUCCGUCUAAUCACGAAGGUUGCUGCCGCACCAAUCACUCUCUGCCUCUCUAAGGAGAUGUACUCAAAAUUGUGCACGACGGUUCUUGCGCCAGGUGUCGUGGUGCUUGGCGGUUUCUACAUUCUGGCGGAAGGGACGACGUCGACGAUCAUGUUCACAAUCCAGGCUUUGAUCAUCGUGUACGUGGCGAAGGCGAUCCACCGGGCCGGCGUAAACGCGGUGAACCCCAGCGACGCGGAACUCGAGCAAAGAAAACUCGCCGAAAAGGCGCGUCUGAUGCUGGAGAGCGCCGCUUUGGACAGCAAGAAGGUAACCAGCAUCCACACCAUGUCGAUUCUGAGCAGCACGGAGGCAAUCAACGAGAAGGAGCAUGUUGAGUCAGCAUUGCAAGCCGCGGAAGCAGUCGAUGCCAGUUGGGCCAAGGGUGAGCACACGUUCACCAAAAUGCCACCGCAGAUGGCCCGAUCGCAGAAGAAACCAACGCCGGAUGUCAAUCGUGGUUGGUUUGCGCUGAACGAAAAGCACUUCCAGCCUGCCAAACCACCGGAGGCGCAAGAAAUCGGCACAACGUUGAAUUCAGACGACAUGUUCACAACCAAGGACUACGUGUUCGAGAGUGUUGACAUCGUUGUGGAUUCACUCGGUCUACGGUUGCCCUCAGACGUGAAGCCAGUGCGACACACGAAAGGCCUGUCGAAAAAAUUGCUGCAGGUGAACAAGCCGUUGGGUACAACGCGCGACUUGGUGAAGAGCUUUCCGAUUCAAAUCUCCGUAGACAUGCUCAAAGGCGAGGACGCGGCGCAGAGCAAGAAGCAGACGCAGGUGGCGUGUACACUUCAGAUUGUGAACUUUGUUGGCAAGGGCGAAGCCGAUCGACCGGACAACGACUCCUAUCUCACCUUGACCGACCAGAAGACGAUAGGGGGCAAGAAGGGUGCUGGCGUCAACCUGGACAUCUACAAAAUGGGAGACGAGGUCAUUCUCCAAGACGUAAAAGUGGGCGAUCUCUUCCAAAUCGAGGGUGAGGGAGACGACGAGGUCACCAUGAUUCCGAAAUUGGCUGGACAGAACGCAUUUGACAAAGCAUCAAAUGGAAUGCCGCUAUCAAAAGACGACAUCACGUUUGUUGCCAGAGAGCCUCUCGAGCGUGCUGGUGCAGACGACGGCGGCCCAGCCUCGCCGAAGAGGGCAUCACAGGUCGCUGACGCUGUGGACUGGGAGCUGGUACUCAUUGAUGCUAUCGGAACUGCUCUGUAGCAGCAGCAUAAACUUAUAAAUAUAUGAGUAUGAGAAAAACAGGAAAAUGAAAAUUUUGAGUUCGAUGUUGCUAAAAUGAGUAAAAUUAUAACUUGAGGACUUGAUGUCGAUUGAAAUAUGCUCUACUAACAGCAGAAUUAUCUUGAUCCUCAAUCCUAUCACGACCUAUUAUUAGGCCAACUGGAAGAAGCCGCAGCUGCUCGAGCUGCGGCCGGAAGACACGGAGAACAACGGUUUAGAGGGCACUAUCUACGAGAUUGAGAACACCUAUGGCUUCUGGUCGCACGUGCCCAAGGAUCUUCGGGGCAAGCCGCUUCCGCAGAAUAUGGCUCGCUUCAAAAUCAAGGCGGAGGGUGGGAGUCGCUACAGCUUUUCGCCGGUGAGGCCUGGUCCACCGGGGCAGGCACUCCUUUGUCGCAAAGAGGGCGAGUUGUCUCUCGAAGAGGGCAAGGCAAAGAAGUGCGCCGACUGGUUCAACGAGGUCGACGGCUGGCUGGAGACAUUGGGCGCUUCCACGAAUCUUCGGUCCAAUGUGCACAACGUUUUUGACGAGCUUUUCUGGGGCAAAGACACGACUGUCACCGGUGGACGACCCGCCGACGCUACGGGCGAGCGAAAGGCCUUCAAGAAGGGUGAGCGCAAAGACCUCAUUGCUUCGCAGAAGGGACUCCUGGCACGCGUGCAGGACCGUAAGGAUGCGGGGAUGACGGUGAAGGAGUACUUCGACUACUUGAUGUACGGUGCCGAGAACGACGCCGAGUGGCCGGGAUUCAUCUACUGGUUCCGCUUCAAGGCGAAAGCCGGAAAGACGCCGACGCAGCUGAACAAGCACCCAAAAUUCCGGGAGGGGCCAGUCGUCGCGCCCGGUCCGAUAGUGGCGGCUUUAGCCAAGCCAGCACUGACCCCACAAGUGUUGCACGUAGUGCUGACCGACUCGGACCUGCGUGCCCCGGGUGAUGUGGUGGAUGCAUGGCAGCCCCAGCGCGGCGAGCCGCACACUGCCGAGCUCUUCAAAAUGGACAAAGAUGGGUUUGCGCGAGGUGAAGUUGGCUUGCUCAAGCUACUGCCCGAUAAGCUACAAUUCGAGCUGCCCGCCGGAGAUGGCACGGUGGACGAGGACGCCAUGGCGGACACGCUGAACUUCGACUUCUCGGACACGUAUGGUAUGUUCCCGGUCAAAAUGGACACGUUCAAACGAAAUGCAAAAACCGGCAUGGAGGAGCUGCAAGUGACCGGUAAGACGCUGUACUUGCUCAUGAAGAGCGGUGACAUCGUGGCCUUCGGCAUGGAUGCUGCGAAGAUCACCAUGUGGGCGGAUUUGGUCGAAAAAUACCAGAUGAGCGUGCCGCAACAGUUUAUUCUGGGGUACGACGGCGAGGCCAGAGAGCAUCCGGAGGAUCCCAACUUGCAAAUUCGCGAGGGCAAGCAGGGCUACCAGAAGUUCUACAUGAAGAGCAAGACCGUUCCAGGCUACUUGCCGAAAUCGCGGUAUUGCGGUAGCUGGAAAUCGCACAAGUUCCACGGCGACGGCAUCUACUUCAAACUGCAGGUCUCCGAAAAAUGCCCGCACCAGUCGCUGUAUCCAGGCAGCACCAGUCCCUUGGGACACAAGAUGCAGGACGUGUACACUCCAGGUGAUGAUAAGGAACAGGUCCACCAUGCGAAAGCUUUCUUCGAACGGCAAGUCGUGCAAUACGAUGGAAACUUCGAGAAUGGAUUGCGCAGUGGCAAGGGGAUGGCCUACUUUGCGAUCGAGACGAGCAGCAAGAAAAAGCUGACUUACCGCUUCAACGGCAUAUGGGCCAAGGACCGACCUGUUUUGGGCGAACUCAUGCUUCUGGACGGCGAGGUCGAAGCCGGCUCGAGCGUCAUCAAGUACUACUUCGGAACAGUCGUACCCCUGAACGAGGGCAAGGGGACCACCGGCAAAGGCAGUUCCCAGUUCAUGAAGAAUGCGCUAAUGGACGUUUCGCCUGUGGAACUCUUCGGCGCGGCGUGUCUAUCCUGCGGUCAGAACGCUAUUUCACCGUCACAGGCGCUCUACCAGCUGAAGAAGGACUAUGCAUUCUUAAUGGGCACGAAAAACAAGAAGCUGUGCAAGCUUUUGGGCAUCCCGAACGACACAGACUCAGAAUCCACGACCGACACCGACUUCGGCGGUGGAGGUGCCAUUAAGGACGAGCUAAAUCGCAAGAUCGAGGAAACGCGACGGACAUAUGGCUUCUAUGACGAACCGCUCGGCGACUUUGACGUGUACGUGCUCUCCCGAUUACUAGAGCCGCUUAAGAAGCUACCCAUGUUCAAGAAUCUGAUGGACGCAGAUCCGAGUUCCUACUUCCGGGACGGUCUCAACGUCAACGAUUACAAAUUUCCGCAGAGGCUCAACGUCAAGGAAUACCACUGCGACGAGUACAUUCGCGAGGACCUCGAUGCCCUUUACCGACAGUGGUUCAAAUUCGAUUGCGUCAACGGUGACGACCCAAAGCAAGGCACCGUGUACGCGAUUGACACAAGGGAGGACAUGUUAUGGUCAUGAACAUACUGGACGUAUGUUUCACAGUUGUCAAGCGAUUACAAAAAAAGGUUGUCAAGCAUGACAAACCACCUAGCUAUAAUCAAAAAAUGCUCUGUUUUUCGUCAUAGGCGUGACAGCAAAUGACUAAAGAGAAUUUGCGGUCGGUUAUAGCCGUUCUUCUCCUUUCAUACUUCCAGUGGGAUCAGUAUAAGAAGGGAAUGGCGAAUCUUGCGGAAGACUGGAAGGCGUAUAAGAAGGAGAUUCCAUACGAGGAUGCUUGUAUGCUGAUGGAAAUGGGCAGGAAAAAGAAGCCAAAGUGGAUGUCUACAGCACAACAAAAGAAAUUUUGCGAGGAGUUGCUUUUACAGGGUUUGCCAUGCGAAACCUCUGCCCCACCAUGGUACACCAAGUUAAGGAGCAACAUAAGUACGAAGUACGUAGUAAUUAGUUAACGGAGGAUGACCUUGAUCUUGAUGUUGAGAUCAUGAACAAGUAGCCGAGCCAUUCGGAACACUUAGAAAUCCCACACAUAAAAUAUGCGAUCAUGAUACAAAGUAGUUUGAAGAAUUACAUCUUCCCAUCUCUAACCCCAGUGAGUGGCGAGGUGUACGCAGAGGUGCACUGGGAGAGCAAAGAGUAUUUCCGAAGUCUCUCGCGCAAAUUGAGCGCAAUCUUUCCCACAGCAUUCCCCUCUUUCACCGAGGAACUGUGGGACAAGCUGCCCGUGGAAACAAAGAAGGUUACAGACAAAAAACUACAAGGAACCUUCGCGUCAGGCACGGACCUUGAUGUCACGACAAAUUUUACGAACUACAUGGGCAGGCUAUUGCAGGUAGACUUGAUACAUGCGAUAGACUACCUCUAGCGCGUUCAUGGCAGUAAGCAGUCUUCAUACUUCUUUCUCCUGUUUGUGUUUUGGAAACUACGUUCUAGACGUCGACUUCAUGCUUUGUUUUGCACUUACGCAUCACACGCUUUCAAUCCCACCACUUCACUACAGGUGAAUGGCGUCGUCGACGACGCGGGUCUAGUUGCCGAGUUCCGCGACGACUCAUUAGGCAUGUACGAAGGUCAAGAUGACCCUUGGGUUAAAGGCCAGCUCUACGAGUCAUUGAAGAUUAUGACAAGUGAUAGUCAUAGUUUUUCGUGUAGAGAAAUGGAAUUCGACAUUUUCCUCAUCAAACACUAUCUUAUUCUAAGAACAACAAGCUUUGCCUGAACGGUUACAUGUGCAUGAAGACGGUGGAUGACGAGAAGAAAGUCGUCGACUUCGCAGCCCCGAUGGUAAAUGGCGCGUGCAGCGGCAAGGACGCUUUCAUCGGCACCGCUGACUUCAGCUACGCUGGCGACUACAAAGCGGGGAAGUUCGACGGUCGUGGUGUCCUUAAUGUGAAGCCACCAGCUUUAAGGAAAUUCAAGGGCGUGAGCAAGUACAAAGGCGAGUGGAAAGGUGGCCUGAAACACGGGGAAGCCUCUAUGGAACACAUCUCAGGUACAGAAGAUGUGACUGUGGUCGAAGGGACUUUCAAAGACGGUCAGCUGCAAACGGCGAAGAAAGUCGAGUACACAUGCAAGGCGACUCCGAAAGACAGCUGGCGAUUGGUGGAGGAGAAAGGAGAGAAAUACUUCGUUUUCGCGGUCGAUGGCUCACAAGGCGAAGUGAAGUACAAGGUUCCGAAGAGUGAUCUCACGAAAUUAAAGGGCAAGACCUUUGAUUUUAACGGCAGCAUUGACGUCUCAGCCGACGGGGCAAUAAUCAAAGGAACAGUGCAAGGACACAAGCUCAAUGGAAAAGGUACAGAGUAGUUUGGUUACCUUCAUUUAAUAAAUCUUGGAAGCCUCAAAGGAGUACGUGUAGUAGAACAACAUUGUCACUGAGUUUCCUGUUCGUUGUACUACUUAAUCUUAGAAGUCGGUAAGAAAUAUGUAUCGCAUAACUGCCUCGCUGUCGCUCCUCCUCAGGUGUAGUCCAGGGAGCAACCGGCAAGUAUGACGGCGACUACAGCGGCAACAAGCGUACUGGCGCGGGUGUAUGGACAUUUGGCCAAGAGGCGGACUUUCCUUCGGACGGCGUAGCUGGAAACUACAAGGGAACUGUCGUAACGUGCGACGGCCUCCAAGGAAAAUUCGAGAACGACAAGCCAACCGGCAAGUUCAAGGUCGAGUUGGUAAAAGACGGCAAGCCGCUUGGCACACUGACGUGCGUCCGAAUGCCUACGGACCCGAAGGUCCGAGUGAACCCGAUCUCAUGUCCGCCAGCCUGUUGUGCGGCGCCACUGCCGGAGGGCAUGCUAGAUAGCAAGUUCCCGGAUACGCAAGCCCUUCCAUUCGGCGCAAAAGGCGGACUACCAUUGGAAUUCAACGACGUUUCCACCAAAAUGGAAAUCCCAGCAGUUCUGCCGUGGGGACAGAACGUCCAGUUCUAAUGCGUUGUAGCCCUCAGUUUUAAGUUUUACGUACUUAUAGCAGGUAGACCUGGCAUAGUUAGGAGUUGUUCCAUUUCCAGUGGUGCGCGUGCGCUAAGUCUACAUCAUGAGUUCAAAUCUGCAGCAGGACUCGACUUGAGUCUUGAGGAGUAGUUUAAGCAUUUCUUGUUCAGUUCACUAUCAUCGACGACGUGCUGGAGAAAAGCGGUACAACUAUGAUUUGAGGUUCCAUGGUUUCAUCAUUUUCAGAAAGAGAUCUUGAACAUUUUUUACUUGAUUUUAGAAAAGGAAAGGAAAUCCAUGAAAACGAACUUAUUGAAUGCUUGUGUUUUUCAGACCUAAGAAUAUACAGAUACUAGACGCAGACGGCAUCAGUGAAUACUAGUUCAUUUGUUUUUCUUUUUACGCAAGGGAAAUGUAAGUAAUUAGUUGCUGUCAGAUCAAAGAAAUUAUUAUGUAGAGGCAUUCAGACAAAUACAAACGAUGGGCGAUCUCGGACGGACUAUCUUUAAUAACAUACGAAUUAUUUUUAGCUUCAGUUUUUUAACAUGCAGCAAGAGGAGCCCUUUUCGAGAAAAAUUCACGUGAAGGUGGAAGUAUCAACAUGAUGAACGAGAAACCAUUAUCCUAUAGCAGGAAGUGUGUAUACCGAAGCACCUCGACCAAUUUGUUAUUCUGGAUUUCAUUUUUCUUUCUCACACAAGAAGAAGAACAAGAAGAGACCUGCCCUACGUACCAGCAGUGCUUGGACCGACGGCGUCCUUGACUCACUUGUCUGGAUGGCAGCGGCGGCGGCAGCGGCGGCAGACAACCAUAACGUUGCAGCCGACAACUCUUUCAGCGCCGUGCAUUGGGAACUUGUUCCCUUUGCAUUGUCGUCUAAUUUUCCAGGAUCCAUUACCUCCACCGUAUUCUUUAUAAUUAGCAGGUGAUAAUACAGUAAGAGUCCUGUGCUGCCCUAGAGCGACAAAUUCCUUGGACGUCCAUAGUCCUGAUCUCCACCCAACAGGUCUAUCUUUUUCUUUGCGGACGAUCUAGAAGUAGCUCAUAACUUACGUAUGGCUGACUAGGUCAGGGUAGAUCUUUUUUAUUUGCACGUACUUUGAGGAUUGCGGUACGAGCACUGGCCGACGAAACAAAAAUGAAAUUCAAAGUCUUUUUCAUGAUAGAUUUACGUACUACGAAAUCGUCGCAGCGGUAUUUUGAACCUGGGUGCCUAACCCGAGGUUUUCCGCAAGCUUUGUCGAAGGCGAUGUUUUCGCGAUGAAAGGGUGAAGCAACUUGGAUCAACAAUGGUGAAGCAACGUAGAUCAACGGAUUAGCGUAUAACAUAAAGCGUAGAACUUAGCGGAGCCUCACCAGCUCUAGGUUGUAGUCGUGUUUUUCGCUCUUCAGUAGCCUAGUGGGCCCACACCUAACCUAAGCUAGGCUCCUGAUCCUGCACAUUACAAGCCAAUUAACUAGUACGAAGACCAAGACAACCGCACGGGUGAUAAAUUUUGCAGUCCUCCGAGAUCGUGUUUCACUCUGUCGCAAGGAAAUAUAGAUACCAAAUUUUUUGGUGGAGCUGCUACCAAACAGUUUGGCAC
Molecule: messenger RNA, 10035 nt
Organism: Amoebophrya sp. A25
Lineage: Eukaryota; Dinophyceae; Syndiniales; Amoebophryaceae
Source: the annotation of a GenBank genome assembly